This is a messenger RNA of Helicoverpa armigera (cotton bollworm), 4246 nucleotides long. It is a transcript of the gene esn, whose product is annotated as protein prickle. The coding region runs from base 131 to 2953 and encodes 940 amino acids. The record is from RefSeq and is a predicted model, not a curated record. The transcript has 7 exons. Lineage: Eukaryota; Metazoa; Arthropoda; Insecta; Lepidoptera; Noctuidae. Gene Ontology annotation, molecular function: zinc ion binding.
GCACACGCACUCGCGGGAAGCGAUCGCGUUUGAAAAUCGAAUGUUUUUCGCGCGAACUAUCAUUGGCCAGUGAUUUUUCGUUUUGAAUUUGGAACUUUUUGGAUGAGGUGAAGUGUUGAAAAGUAGCAAAAUGUCGGCGACAGCAACACGACAUGUAAAGUCGUCAAAUUCGGCGAACAUACUUAUGUGCAAACAAUGGUGGAAAGUGUGCUGGAUGUACGGCGAUCAAGAGAAAUAUUACAGACAGUUAUAUGGCAAAAGAAAACUCAAUAAUUUAAAUAGCAGCUUUUUAAAUUUUGAUGACACGGAUACCAAAAGGCCCGGCGCGCAAAUAACAGAGCUCACUGAUGAUUUCUUUGAAGAUAAUUGUUCUCAAAUUGAGCCAGCACCAGACGAAGUAGAUGCACCAAAAGAUGCACCUUUUGGAAGUGUGGAGCCCGACGCUUUAUAUGGCUUCGAUUACCAAACCACGUGGCAGAAAGACCAAAGAAGACAACCCAUACAACAAAGUUACGACGAGUACAUGAACACUACAGAUCUAGACAAAAUAUUAAAUACAAAUCUCAACGCAGAUAGUAUUAAGAGUAUGUUAGAAAACGGUCUACCUCAAAGAUCUAAAAUUAUUGAUGCGAAGGAAGAAGUAGUGAGAAAUGGUAAUACUGUGGGGAAAAGUUCUAGAACAGUUUGUAGGACUAAACGGGGGGCUUUGGUGACUGAGGAAACUGAGAUAUCUACUGAUGGGAGGACGUUGGCUAACUUAAAGUUUCAAAGGUCUACGGUAAAGACUGGUCCUAAUAAAGUGAAGGAAGUGCUUCAGCCUCUGAGGGAGGACAAGGUGUUGGACGAGUGCUCGAGGAAGAAGUGCAUCGGAGACAAGCUGACCACCACCACCACCACGCUGGUGACGGUCACGCAGACCUCCGUCACGUCGUGCAAUGAGCCCGUCUGCCGCAACUGCGUGGUGUCCCCCACGGGGUCAUCACCACCACCACUACAAGAGCAAGCCUCAUCACCGCCCCCACCAGCGCCGGCAUCACCCCCCACCUCACCGCGCCUCUUACCCUCACUCCCAUCCCCACAGCCAUCACACAGCGGCUCUUCAGCUCCUAGCCAGUCAAACUCUCCCCAUCCAUACUCCUACCCAAACUUCAGACGAAGCCAACCAGUCCAGAAUCAAAGUUACCCAGAGUUUGGGCUGCUGCACAGCCACAGCGUGUCGCAACUGAGCCAGCCUGGGCAGAGUUACCAGUCGCCGCAGUCUCCGCAGUCAGCCAUGUCUCUGUCUCCUCACCCGGUGCCGCAGGGCAAGUUCCGAGGGCUGCUGGAACAUGCUGAGAGGCUGAUGAAGCCCGGAGACCCUCACCGGCACUCGCAGAGUGAUGAUGAUUCGGGAUGCGCGUUAGAGGAGUACACGUGGGUGCCGCCUGGCCUGAGGCCUGAACAGGUGCACCUGUACUUCUCGGCGCUCCCAGAAGACAAAGUGCCGUACGUGAACAGCGUGGGGGAGCGCUACCGGCUGAAGCAGCUCCUGCAGCAGCUGCCGCCCCAGGACAACGAGGUAACUACCACUCAGCACCAGUACCAGGUGCGCUACUGCCACGCGCUAUCAGACGAGGAGAGGAAGGAGCUGCGGCUGUUCAGCGCGCAGAGGAAGCGGGAGGCGCUGGGGAGGGGUCAGGCCAGGCAGCUGCACGCGCCGUCUCCCUGCGAUAGGUGCGAGGAGUCGAUGUCAGCAGGCGACAUGUGCGUGUCCGCGGCACGCGCCGGACCAUCCGCGCGGUGGCACCCCGCCUGCUUCGUGUGCUCCUCCUGCCAGGAGCUGCUGGUGGACCUGGUGUACUUCUGGAAGGAUGGACGGCUGUACUGCGGGAGGCAUCACGCUGAGACGCUCAAGCCACGGUGUUCCGCCUGUGAUGAGAUCAUCCUGGCGGACGAGUGCACGGAGGCAGAGGGUCGCGCGUGGCACAUGAAGCACUUCGCGUGCGCGGAGUGCGCGCGGCAGCUGGGCGGGCAGCGGUACAUCAUGCGCGAGGCGCGGCCCUACUGCCUGCCCUGCUUCGACACCUGCUUCGCCGAGUACUGCGACGCCUGCGGGGAGCCCAUCGGCGUCGACCAGGGCCAGAUGUCGCACGAGGGCCAGCACUGGCACGCCACCGAGCGCUGCUUCGCCUGCCACACCUGCCGCGCCAGCCUGCUCGGCAGGCCAUUCCUACCGCGGAAAGGAGCGAUAUUCUGCUCCAUAGCGUGUUCCAAAGGUGAGCCACCGACGCCGUCCGACUCCUCAGGGCCUGGACCCAGACCGCCGCGUGUACCAAAGCCGAGAAGAAUGCCAUCGCCUAAGUCGCCGCCUAGAUCUCCGCAAAGAGAACCCUCGCCACACAUGGACGCAGAUUCAGAGCCGAGUGAGUCGUUAAUACGGGAGUCUCCGCCUCCUCACCCACCCCCACCGCCGCACGCUUGCCUCAGCCUGGACAGAGCACUAGCAGACUUACGACUAGAACAGUCGAUGACGGAGCAUCAAAUACAGCCCACACCGACGUUAGACGAUCACAAAGAUGAGUCGCCUGAUGACUGGAAGCCACCGCAUCCUGUGGAAGCACAGGCAGUAGUCACCCCAGGACACUCAUCUUCGAUGCCUGAACUUACAUUAGUGGACGGCAAGUCGCCGAGGAAACCGAGAGGGGGACGGACGGUGAGGUUUUGCGGUGACGACAAUGAAGCGUUCGAGCCGGACGAGCCGCCGCGGAGAGAGAAGGUGCGUGACGAGGACGCCAGCAGCUACUGCAGCACGUGUUCUUCGUCGUCAUCGUCGGCGGAGUCGUACACGCUGCCGACACGGCGCGCGUACGGCGGCGUGCGCAUCUCGUACGUGCCCAACGACGCGCUCGCGUGCGCCAAGCGCGAGCGCGCGCGCAAGAACGCGCAACACGACAAGAACUGCAUCAUCUCGUGAUCCUGGCUGUUCGUGGUGCCUCCUCCCUCCUAGUGAACACACCUCCGAUGUAAAAGACUGACUUUUUGAUAGAUUGUUGUAGCCCCCACGCCAUAGUAUUGUUAGAUAGAUUACAAAAAGUCUUCCUUAGCUGCUUUGAAAUCUUGCCACGAGGCCUGCUGCACACGAGCGUAAGUCGCGGAUAAUGGGAGCCAGGUGCGGUGCGCGUGCGCUGAUCGUGUUGUGACGCGCAUAAUGUCGCCGGUAUCUAUAUAAAAGGCUUAAACUGGAAGGGUUUGGACAAAUUUAUGUUGGAACGAGUAAUUUGGGAUUAAUCGGUUUAAAAUGUGACGUUUUCCAUUCAUUUGUAACACCUUUGCUGGCUUUAUUUGUAAUGGAUCGUUUUGCCGCGCGAUAAUGUUAGAUUGUGAUGCGCAAACUCUGUAUUAUUGUGAAGGGGCCUAAAGUUAAGUUGAUAUAACGACGUCAGCUUUAAAUUAUUUCUGAUUUUAAUAUAUAACGUGCGUAGACAUAUCGAAUGCUUUCUGUAGUUUAUUCUUGUUCAUGAAAUGAUUAAUUUAAGACAUAUCCCACUUUGCCACUUAGCUCCUAACUUGCUGUAAGUGUAAUCUAAGCUAGAAUUAAGAGAUUAUUGUAAAGUACAAAUAAACAUGUUAUUUUGUAUUACAAUUUUAUACUUUUGGAAUGUGUUCAGUGUAAAUAAGAAGCAAUGUAGGCGCUAGGAGUUGUAAGGAACUUGUUAAAUGCCGAUACUCUUGACAAAGUCAAAGCGAAGUGAAUAUUAUGAGGAUACCAGUCGAUAUAGGAACACUAUGAGGCCUAGAUAUCCAUCAUCACUAUUGUCUACGUUUAUAUCCGCCGCUCAUAUUUAUUAUCUGAAGCUAAAACUACUCUGUAAUCACUUGAAAUGUAAUGAAAAUAAAUUGUUUAAUCGUCAUUUUUCAUUUCAUACAUAGACUGAGUGUCUGCCUGAAGUCAAGGACCUAAGGCUAUCUAGAAUUUCUCACACACACACAUAAUUCAUAUUAUUUAUCUCUUAGGUAGAUUAUGAUCUUAAUUCAAUAUUCUUUCCUAUUAACAUAAUACUCAGAUUCAAAGAGAAUGCUCAUAAACAUGCAUUUGUUCCAAAAAUGUGUAUUUAAUAUAAAAUUAGGAAUAGUUUUUUACGAGAACCACAAAUAUUGUACAAAUAUAUCGAAAUGUAACAAUAAAUUAAUGAUGUACGUAAUUUUGUAAGUUAUUUGUAAUAAGAGAAAACGAAUAAAAUAAAAUGAUUUGGAAUACGUUUAGUUU